AUGUCGGUCGAGCACGCCGUCGAAACCUCUGAAGCAACUCUCGAAAUGAGUGAACGUGAAACUGCACACGGAAACCAUCGAAGUCCCACAAAUGGCACACCUAGUCACCGACAUAGUCCCGCAAGCUCAUAUCCAACGCACACGCACGAGGCCCGUUACAAAGCGCUCCCUCAAUCUGGUCGUCGACUGGAAGAGUUUAUUGGUGGUUACUACCGGAACUACAACCUCUCGUCGCUUCUUGACAUACACCGACAUGACGGGAGGCCGCACGUUCACCUGGAGCUCUGGUCCGCGCCGGCCGGCGCAAAGCCAUCGUUCAAACAGGCAAGGGCCCAGGCGUAUGCCCCAGUGUGGAAGGGCAUGAUUCUUGGCCCAAGCUGGUCAAACCAUUGGUUCAAAGUCACUUUGAACAUCCCGCCCGAGUAUAGCCAAUUUGAAAGCGUCGUGUUCGAGUUUGAUGCCGAAGGUGAAGCCCUCAUCUUUGAUAUCGAGGGGAGGCCUCUGCAAGGUUUGACGGGCGGUACCAACAAAGACCGACGAGUGGGGUUCACUAUCCCAGCCCACGAUGUGGCCGCCGGCACCGUAAGCUACUACAUUGAAGCGAACUGCAACGGAGGCUACGGGGUUGACGACAACAUGUUUAGUGAACAACAGGCAAGUGCCCAUGGCAUGUGUCUUACUGAUGUGCCACAGCCCCGCACCCGUUGGGAGUUGAAGUCAGCCGACCUUGUCGUGCCCAACAUGGAAGCCCACCGCCUUCUGUACGACUUCGAGUUUAUCCAUGACCUGAGCCGGGAGCUGCCGCGUGAGAGCACACUUGCCCAACGCGCGCUAUACACAGCCAACCAGAUGAUGAAUGCCUUCGUUCGCGGCGACCUCGAUAGCGUCCACGAGGCGCGGAAUGCCGCGGACCAGGUCCUGGGGUCCCAGUGGGAGCGGCGCGUCGAGGAGCAGUGCCGACGUGGAGAGCAGCAAGGCCGCACCUCAGACAUCUCACUCUGGGCGAUUGGGCAUUGUCACAUUGACACGGCGUGGCUCUGGCCAUACAGCGUGACGCAGCAAAAGGCGGGUCGGAGCUGGAGCGCCCAGCUCGACCUCCUUGAGAGAUACCCCGAGUUCAUCUUCACGGCGACCCAGCCGCAACAGUUCCAAUGGGUCGAAGAGCUGUACCCUGACCUAUGGGCCCGUAUCCUCGACCGCGUAAAGGAAGGUCGAUUCCAGCCCCUCGGGUGUACGUGGGUCGAGAUGGACACCAAUAUCCCAUCGGGCGAGUCUCUUGUCCGCCAGUUCCUCUACGGGCAGAGGUAUUUCCAGCGCAAGUUUGGCAACAAGUCGCAGACGUUUGUUUUGCCCGACACGUUUGGGUACUCGUCCCAGCUACCCCAGCUGGCGAGGCUGGCAGGCGCACCAAACUUCUUUACCCAGAAGCUGUCUUGGAACGACGUAAACACGUUCCCGCACUCAACCUUCAACUGGGUUGGGCUCGAUGGGUCCCAGGUGCUCACGCACAUGACUCCUGUGGACGCAUACAACGCGCAGUGCAAGGUGCGAGAGCUGCGGAUGGGGAUGACAGGCAAGAACGCCGAUGUAAGCGCGCACGCACUGCUGCUCUUCGGGCACGGGGAUGGCGGUGGCGGCCCCACGGCGCCGAUGCUCGAGAGGCUCCGUCGCACGCGUGCACUCGAAUCGCGUGCCGACGCGGGAGGGGUCAUGCCACGCAUUCGGACGGGCAGCUUUGAAGACUUUUUCGACGCCGUCAGAGCCGACUCUGACAAUGGUGUGCGCUUGCCGACUUGGCACGGCGAGCUUUACCUCGAGCUGCACCGAGCGACGUACACUUCCGGGGGUGCGAUCAAGAAAUCCAAUCGACUGAGCGAGAACCUGCUCCGCGAAGCAGAGUACGCGGCGACCAUGGCGAGCUUGCACGACCCGGAUUACAAGUACCCCAAGGCCCACCUCGACGCCAUUUGGGAAGACGUCAUGCUCAAUCAGUUCCACGACGUCCUGCCCGGGACUUGCAUCACCGAGGUGUACGUUGACACGGCUGAUAUAUAUAGGCGGGUGAAGUGCGACUUGGAAGAGAUCAUCAGCGAGGCUUACGACGUCUUGUACGGCCCCGCUGGCACAAUGGUGCUGGUCAUCAACACUCUGCCUGGCUUUGCACGCACCGAGGUGGUCCAUGUACCGAAAGGCGCACCCAACAGUCAUCAAACCCCGCCCAAUGGUGGGGAGUACGUCUUGGCGAGGAUGGAUGGGCGGCGAGAUGUCGCAGAGCUUGCAGACUAUGCUGGGACGCCAGUGUCGACCCAGGAGGUCUCGCCUGGAGUGUUCGUCCUGUCCAACGCCUUCAUCACCGUUACCAUCAGCAAUGGGCGGAUUACAAGCUUAGUGGACGUUGGUCUCGAGCGUGAACUUCUCGCAGAAGGCGCUUCGGCAGGCCUCGCCAUGUACCAGGACAUGCCCAAUUUCUGGGAUGCCUGGGAUGUGGAUGUUCACCAUCUCCACCAGGUAAAGCACCUGGCCUUUGAUAGCGUGGCUGUCCACGAGUCUGGGCCGCUGCGGGGAAGCCUCAUUGCCAAGCUGAGAUACGGCGACAGCUCGUUUGAGAUCACCAUCUCGCUCGACGCUGUACCCGUGGUCCCCAGUGCAGAGGCUCGCACCAUGCUCCGAUUCAAUGCCCGCGUCGACUGGAAUCAGCAGCACGAGUUUGUCAAGUUUGAGCUCCCGCUCGCAAUCCGGUCCGAGACGGCGACAUACGAUACGCAGUUUGGGAUUCUGCGCCGACCGACACAUCGCAACACUUCGUGGGAUGCUGCCCGCUUCGAGGUUUGUGCGCACCGCUUUGCCGACGUCUCCGAGUGGGGGUACGGCGUCGCUCUGCUCAGUGACUGCAAGUAUGGGUACGCCGUCACGGGCAAUGUCAUGACGUUGUCGCUGCUUCGUGGAUCGCGGAUGCCCGACCCGACCCUCGACAAGGGCACCCACGAGUUCUCGUUUGCCGUUUACCCGCACGCCAAGAGCUUUGGCGAAUCCGACGUUCCUGCCGUGGCCGCCGUGUUCAACAACCCGUUGCGCCUACGGACGUGUGGUGGCCUCGGUCUCGGGGCCCGAGGGUUUUUGGGAACGCCAUUCAGUGUGACUGGCGCGCCGAACGUUGUUCUGGAGACCAUCAAGCGCGGAGAGGAUGACGGCGCAUCAGGUGCCAAGACGAUGAUUGUGCGGCUUUAUGAACACCAAGGUGGCACGGCUCGUGCAGCGGUCAACAUUGCUGGGCUGGCCGUUGCCCGAGCAGAGGUUGUCAACAUUCUCGAGGAGCAUGUCUCAGAGUUGAGCUUGCGGAGGGAGAAUGGGGUGGCUGUUCGAGUCUCCCUGGGGCCGUUUGAGGUCAAGACUGUCAGGUUGACACUCGCGUAG
Molecule: messenger RNA, 3414 nt
Organism: Vanrija pseudolonga
Lineage: Eukaryota; Fungi; Basidiomycota; Tremellomycetes; Trichosporonales; Trichosporonaceae
Product: Alpha-mannosidase
Exons: 9
Coding region: 1-3414 (1137 amino acids)
Biological process (GO): mannose metabolic process; oligosaccharide catabolic process
Cellular component (GO): fungal-type vacuole membrane
Molecular function (GO): carbohydrate binding; alpha-mannosidase activity
Source: RefSeq, a predicted model, not a curated record